AUGACAUCGGAAGCAACGUUUCAAGAGAACAAAAUGAAAACGAUCCAUUGGGCCAUUUACAUUACGGACAUGGAAUCGGUGGAUAAAGUGGUCAAAUUUGGUGAAGUUAUGGUUGGUGGUGUUUGCCAAGAAGAGAACGAAGAAGCUGGUUGUACAAUGAAGGAUAUUGGUACAGUGAUGAAGGUCAAGAGGGCUUACUAUUCGGAUUAUUACCAAGAACGUUGUACGGACACCAAGGACAUAGCGUUUCUCGAGUUGGAGAACGAUAUUCCGGAACACAUUAAUCAUAUUUGCCUGCCCCACCUUCACAACGUAGACGAGAUGGACAUUGAGUCGAGUAAACUUAUCGCAGCCGGAUGGGGAUCUAAUCCGCGCAAGAAACUUGUCUCCUCUCCACGAUUGCAGAAGAUCGAGCUAGGAAAAAGAAUAAGUGAUGCAGAAUGCGCAUAUAAUGUGCCCGAAAAACAAAUGGACACAUUCUGUACACUUGACUUUCCCGACAAGAAUGUCUGUGUGGUGAGUUUUUGA
Messenger RNA from Cooperia oncophora, 528 nucleotides. Lineage: Eukaryota; Metazoa; Nematoda; Chromadorea; Rhabditida; Trichostrongylidae. The record is from the annotation of a GenBank genome assembly.